Molecule: messenger RNA, 3724 nt
Organism: Cricetulus griseus (Chinese hamster)
Lineage: Eukaryota; Metazoa; Chordata; Mammalia; Rodentia; Cricetidae
Source: RefSeq, a predicted model, not a curated record
GGGCUCCCAGGUCUCCAGGUGCGCGGUGCCCCGGAUGGCGCCGCCCUCGGCUCCGCUCCCUGCGCAGGCACCAGGAGAGGCUGCACCUACUCGGAGAAGGGGCCGGAGGCCAAGGGCCUUGAAGUUCGCGGACGUGGCCGUGUACUUCUCCUCGGAGGAGUGGGGCUGUCUGCGGCCCGCGCAGAGGACUCUGUACCGGGAUGUGAUGCGCGAGACCUACGGCCUCCUGGGCGCGCUCGGAUGUGCAGGUCCCAAACCAGCUCUCAUCUCCUGGUUGGAGCGAAAUACCGAUGAUUGGGAACCGGCAGCCCUAGAUCCGCAGGAGUACCGGAGAUGGGUAACAUUCCAGAGAAAAACCAGAACCAGACAGAAGAAUGAAGAGAAGCAAGUAUUCCCACCGAAGGAAAUGCCCCGAAAAGGGAAACGAGGGCGGAAGCCCAGCAAACCCCGGUUGAUUCCCAGGCAGACAUCUGGGGGCCCCAUCUGCCCUGACUGUGGCUGUACCUUCCCUGACCACUCCGCCAUGGAGAGCCACAAAUGUGCCCAGAAUCUGAAGAAGCCCUACCCUUGCCCGGACUGUGGGCGUCGCUUUUCCUACCCAUCCCUGUUGGUCAGUCACCGGCGGGCACACUCUGGUGAAUGCCCUUACGUUUGUGACCAGUGUGGCAAACGUUUUUCCCAGCGUAAGAACCUGUCUCAGCACCAAGUCAUACACACAGGCGAGAAACCCUACCACUGCCCUGACUGUGGUCGCUGCUUUCGGCGGAGCAGGUCCUUGGCCAAUCACCGGACCACGCAUACGGGCGAGAAACCUCAUCAGUGCUCUAGUUGUGGGCGUCGCUUCGCCUACCCAUCUCUGCUUGCUAUCCAUCAGCGGACACACACAGGAGAGAAGCCCUAUAUCUGCCUAGAAUGCAGCCGUCGCUUCCGCCAGCGCACUGCCCUGGUCAUCCACCAGCGCAUCCACACUGGAGAGAAGCCUUACCCCUGUCCUGACUGCGAGCGGCGGUUCUCCUCCUCCUCUCGCCUGGUUAGCCACCGGCGUGUGCACUCUGGGGAGCGGCCUUAUGCCUGUGAGCACUGUGAAGCCCGCUUUUCCCAGCGCAGCACCUUGCUCCAACACCAGCUCUUGCAUACAGGCGAGAAACCCUACCCCUGCCCGGACUGCGGACGUGCCUUCCGAAGGAGCGGCUCCUUGGCUAUCCAUCGCAGCACCCACACAGAGGAGAAGCUGCACGCUUGCGAGGACUGUGGCCGACGCUUUGCCUACCCUUCACUGCUGGCCAGUCAUCGGCGUGUGCACUCAGGCGAGCGGCCCUAUGCCUGUGACCUUUGCUCCAAACGCUUUGCCCAGUGGAGCCACCUAGCUCAACAUCAGCUUCUGCACACGGGGGAGAAGCCUUUCUCCUGCCUUGAGUGUGGCCGAUGCUUCCGACAGAGGUGGUCUCUGGCUGUCCACAAGUGCAGCCCCAACACCCCCAAUGGUAGCCCUAGACCUGUUAUAGAAGGGCCCAGUCAGAGGAGCAGUGUCCUUUAGCACGACAAAGACUAUGGGAGAUCACUUUAUGGAGGGGUUCAGAACUCGGGAGGAGCUGCCAGAAGUCAUACAGGGGGGAGCAGAACUAAAGCCCUGGUCCCCUGCCCCACAUCCUGAACUCCAGCGUACUCCAGCACACUGGCUGCCUUACAGCACGUCUAAAGCAGUUAUCCGGAGAGAUGACACCAUUUGAUUAAAGUUUCCAAGCAAACCUAUCUUAAAAUAAUGUGGGUCCCCCCCCCAAUUUCUUUAGGGUUGCCUUCUUAGUUUUUGUGUAAAGGUUACAUUCAAUCAGGAGAACCUCAUUUGUAGAGGGCAGAACCUUCCCUGCUCUGCCUUUCUAUAUCACGAGAAAAACCACUCCUGCCAGGUGAUAGGCCAUGCUGAAAGCUACCUCACAUGGCAGGCGUUUCCUUGGGGAUGGUGCUAACUUUUAGAAGGCUAUAUGCUGCGGUCUCCUUUGAAAACGUGGCCUAGGAUAUGUUUGGACUUUACCCACAUGGUGGCUCUUCAGAAAACCUAAUCACAACUGCUUUGUGCCCCAAGUUGGUCACAUGUGUGGGGGUAGGGUUGGGGGGGUGGUCUUACUGCCUCAAGCAAUCUUUAACUUGUGACUUGGGUCAUUCUCAUACCUCAGCCUUCUGAGUAGCUGGGAGUGGUAGGCUGGUGCCACCACAUCUAGCUCUAGUCAAGCAUUCUUUUUUUUUUUUUUAAAGGUGCAUAUACAUAUUUUAAAGAUUUAUUUAUUUCUAUUUUAUGUGUUUGCGUGUUUUGCCUGCAUGUAUAUCUAUGCACCGUGUUUGGGCCUGGUGCCCAAGAGAGGCCAGAUGAGGGCAUCAUAUUCCCUGGAAAUGGAGUUACAGAUAGUUGUGAGCCACCAUGUAGAUGUAUACUGGGAAUCAAACCACAUGCUCUUAACCACUGAGCCAUCCACUCCAGCCUCUGGGCAGUCAUUCUGUGAAGAGUGGCUCUCAGUUCCCACAGGAGAAAUCUCUGACUGUGCUGUUUUUAGUGCUUCUUCUGAAGGAUCAGACGAGAACAACAGCACCACAGCAUAUGCUGUGCACCCCUCCCACCUGUUCUGUUUUUAGCUACUCAAGGCAGCACUGAUUUGAGGGGAAUGCCAGUGUGUUUGUUGGGUUUCAGACCUCUAAACACCCUAACCUACCUUCCUUCCUUUCUUUCUCUCUCUUUCUCUCUCUCUCUCUGGGUUUUUCGAGACAGGGUUUCUCUGUGUGGCUUUGGAGGCUGUGCUGGAACUCGCUCUGUAGAACAGGCUGGUCUCCCACUCAAAGAGAUCCACCUGCCUCUGCCUCCCGAGUUCUGGGAUUAAAGAUGUGCACCACCAGCCCUAACCUUUCUUUUUAGAGAUCUGAUAAAACCAAAUCUUCUUUACCAUAUCGGAAAAUCAGUUCAGGUUGUAUCUGAGGCAUCAGCACAGUAAACAGAGAGGUUUGAUUUUUUUUUUUUUUUUUUUUUUUUUUUGAGACAUGGUUUCUCUGGCUGUCCUGGUACUUACUCUGUAGACCAGGCUGGCCUUGAAUUCACAGAGAUCCAGAGAUCCACCUGCCUCUGCCAAAUGCUGGAAUUAAAGGUGUGCACCACCACUGCCCGUCGAGAUGUUUGAUCUUUAAGAAAAAGUGAGAGACUGGAAUCUAGCAGCAAGAGGUGAACAUGGAGGUUGAGUUUGCUACAGGUAGCUAGUGGCCUGGAAAAUCCCUGGGAACUGGGUCUUAUUUUUUUUUCCUGGUUUACAUCAAAUUUAGGAGACAGCAUGGAACCUUCCAUGGGGCCCCAUUCAACUUUUGCUCAUAAGGGAAUUAAAGGAGGGUAGAAGCCAUGUGAGCACUGUCUUAAAUUUGUUUUGCUUCCAUGGUACCCACUGACUUAGGUGCUUAGUAAAACUUUGGUACCCUUUUGCCCUCAGCAGCUACACCAAAGUGGACUUUGUAAACAUGACUUCCCAUCUUCCAGCAGCUGAACUGCAUCCUCCUGCAGUCGAGUCUUCCUACAGUGUGCCUGAUCUCAGCACUAGGUGGGGAGCAGACAGGAUUCAUCGAUUUGUAAUUACCUCUGUUUAGGUGUUUAGCAACCUGAUUGUAACCCUUUGUUUCUUUGUGGAUAAAUGAGUGCUCUCCGGGCAGGGCCUUGCCAGAUAGAGUUUCAUUAAAAUAUUUAAUGGAUAAA